AGGGCGCGAACGUAGUGCUGCGUACGUAAAUUGUUUUUCUUUUCACACAUCGAAAAAGGACCGUGCAGUGGUGGAAAUCCUUGUUUUCGGUCGUUGGGUUCGGUUUUCCGAUGUAUUUCUUGAUUUUUCUGGCUAGAUGAAGCUAAAUAUGGAAAACCAGAAUCGACGAUGGACCGUGCAAUGGUUGUUGGGGUUAGUGACCCUCGUGCUGGUGGUUGGGCAAUGUUCGGCGUUCUACGUUCCCGGCGUAGCCCCGGUAGAGUUUAAAAAGGGCCAAAAAAUUGAUGUGAAAGCCGUCAAAAUGACCAGCACCCACACGCAGCUGCCGUACGAGUAUUACUCAUUGCAGCUAUGCUUGCCAAAGAACGGCACGUUUGUGUACAAGAGUGAAAAUCUCGGCGAAGUGCUUCGUGGUGAUCGGAUCGUCAAUACACCGUACGAAGUGCGGAUGGCGGAAAACGUCCAAUGCAAGCUGCUAUGCAAUGCCAAGGAUCGGCCUAUGAACUGGGACCACGAGCAAUCGGCCAAGGUGGCUGAACGUAUUCGCCAUGAAUACUUUGUCCAUUUGAUCAUUGAUAAUCUUCCAGUGGCCACAAAGUUCGUGAAUCCAGAUACGAUGGAACUGCAGUUUGAACAUGGAUACCGUCUAGGGCAAACCAAUGGGCCAAACGUGUUUAUCAACAAUCAUUUAAGAUUCCGAUUGUUUUAUCAUCUUCACAGCGAAAAUCAGUAUCGCGUGGUUGGCUUCGAGGUGGAAACGCUUUCGAUCAGUAAAAAUUCACUCUCUUUCGAUGGUGAUACUUGCAUUUUCCCGGACAAUCCCAAACCACAAGCGGUAACACCGAACGGUAGGACGGAGCUAUACUUCACCUACUCAGUAGUUUGGCAAGAAUCUUCCGUAAAGUGGGCUUCCCGAUGGGAUAUAUAUCUUGGCAUGAACGACGUGCAAAUUCACUGGUUCAGCAUCAUCAACUCGCUCGUUGUGGUAUUUUUCCUGUCAGGAAUACUGACGAUGAUUAUGGUACGUACACUACGUAGAGAUAUUGCCAAAUACAACACCGAUGAUAGCAUUAGCAUCGAGGAUACAUUAGAAGAAACCGGAUGGAAGCUGGUCCAUGGAGACGUGUUUCGCCCGCCCCGAUAUCCAAGGCUUUUUGCGGCUGUUAUUGGCAGCGGAAUACAGAUAUUUUUCAUGGCACUCAUCACCAUCUUUAUUGCAAUGCUUGGCAUGCUGUCACCCUCUUCGCGAGGGGCGCUAAUGACGGCUGGCAUCAUGCUGUACGUGUUUAUGGGUCUAAUUGCUGGCUACUUUUCGGCUCGGCUGUACAAAACGAUGAAAGGACGCAACUGGGAACGAGCGGCCUUCCUCACGGCCACUUUUUACCCGGGUUUGGUCUUUGGUACCUGUUUCUUUUUGAACUUUUUCAUCUGGGAUAAAGACUCGAGUGGUGCCGUUCCGUUCGGCACGAUGGUUGCGCUGUUGCUGCUGUGGUUCGGCAUUUCGUUACCGUUGGUGUAUUUGGGCUACUAUUUCGGCUACCGCAAACAAGCCUAUCAGCACCCGGUGCGUACGAACAUGAUUCCCCGUCAGAUACCCCAUCAACAUUGGUACAUGAACGUUGGUCUGUGUAUUUUGAUGGCCGGCAUACUACCGUUCGGAGCCGUGUUUAUCGAGCUGUUCUUCAUAUUCUCGGCAAUCUGGCAGAAUCAGUUCUACUAUCUGUUUGGGUUCUUGUUUCUGGUGUUUUGCAUACUGGUCGUGAGUUGUUCGCAAAUAUCAAUAGUAAUGACGUACUUCCAGUUAUGCGCCGAGGAUUACCGAUGGUGGUGGAGAAGUUUUAUCGUUUCCGGAGGAUCUGCCGUGUACAUACUGUUCUAUAGUAUAUUUUAUUUCUUCACAAAACUCGAAAUAACGGAAUUCAUACCAACGCUACUGUAUUUGGGAUACACAGGUCUCAUGGUUGUAACAUUUUACAUCCUCACUGGUACGAUAGGAUUUUUCGCAGCGUACAGCUUUAUCAGAAAAAUUUAUGGAGCUGUAAAAAUUGAUUAAACCAACAUUAAGGUCACAGUUUUCGUUUCAACAUUUUAAAAUUUUAAAUCAGUUGCUACCCAUAACUUUCACUUUUAACGUAAUGAAAUUCAGAAAAUACGAUGCCACUACUGACUUUUGUAGCCCUCAACGCCGGAAAUCUUUUUUUGUGAUAGUACAUCGAACAUACCGGAUGCAGUUCAAUUUUUAGCGCGUAAGAUCAACUCGAACGGAGAAGCACUUAACGUAUUGGAAACGAAUGGAUUAAACGACAAGACUCUUCUCGAGUAAAGGAUAAACGUUUCAUGUACGUUGAGCAGCUGCAACUGUCAUAGACCAAAAUCCAAACGAAAUGAAUGGUGAGUGUAGUGUUUCGAUACAAGUAAUGUUAUACAUAUUUGCUAUGCGUCAUCCAUGUACGGCCAUUGUUGCUGGACAAACUCAGUUCAGUUAUAACGCUCUGGGCAGACAGACAGACAGAAAGACAGAUGCGCCCAGACAAUCGGUUAUCAGUUUGCUGAAAUAAUGAUAAACUAUCAUUUACAUCUACAUGAAAUUACGUCAAGACUCUGCAAUUUUAGUUAGUUGUAUGAUAUGCUAAGACUAAAUGUAACUAAACGAUGAAAUAGAUAAAUAAAUCACAGUCUUGAAUGAGUA
Molecule: messenger RNA, 2689 nt
Organism: Anopheles merus
Lineage: Eukaryota; Metazoa; Arthropoda; Insecta; Diptera; Culicidae
Gene: TM9SF4
Product: transmembrane 9 superfamily member 4
Exons: 8
Coding region: 137-2053 (638 amino acids)
Biological process (GO): protein localization to membrane
Cellular component (GO): membrane
Source: RefSeq, a predicted model, not a curated record